ACCUGGCAACGUCACAUUCGUCUCGACACUGCAUUGCUAAAGAAAGAGAGAGGGAAAGAGCAGCGGGUUGUCGAACACUUCCUCAAACACACUGAAAAUUUGUAGUGUGUAAAAGAGAGACAAGAGAGUACCAAAGGAGGUAAAACACACGUAAAUUUAAAUCUACAACCUAGUCUGAAGAAGGCUGGGUGACGGCUCACCAUGGCACCCUUUCUGCGUAUAGGCUUCAAUACGUUUGAAAUUGGGGCACUAUCCCCCCUGUCCGACCCUCCUUUCUGUGCCAUUAAGAUGAAGGAAUCCCUCAGCACAGAGCGAGGUAAGACCCUGGUCCAGAGGAAGCCCACUAUGUACCCUGCCUGGAAGUCCACCUUUGACGCCCACAUCUACGAGGGGCGUGUUCUACAGGUGGUCCUGAUGAAGACGGCUGAGGAGCCCCUGGCAGAGGCCACCGUCGGAGUAUCUGUGCUCGCUGAGCGCUGUAAAAAGGGCAAUGGCAGUUGCGAAUUCUGGGUAGACCUGCAGCCUUCUGGAAAGGUUCUGAUGUCGGUCCAGUUCUUCGUGGAGGACUCUGAUGCAGCUACAUGUAAGCAGUCAGUCAAGGUACCCGAGGACGAGGGGGUUAUGACUCUGAACAGGAGAAGAGGAGCCAUCAAACAAGCCAAGGUCCACUUCAUUAAGAACCACGAGUUUACCGCCACCUUCUUUGGACAACCCACUUUUUGCUCUGUGUGCCGGGAGUUUGUCUGGGGACUCAACAAGCAAGGCUACAAGUGCAGACAAUGCAAUGCGGCCAUCCACAAGAGAUGCAUCGACAAAAUCAUCGGGAGAUGCACAGGCACUGCAGCCAACAGCAGAGAAACUUUGUUCCAGAAGGAGCGCUUCAAGAUCGACAUGCCUCACCGUCUGAAGACCCACAACUACAUGAGCCCCACUUUCUGUGACCACUGUGGAAGUCUCCUGUGGGGGAUGGUCAAGCAAGGCCUUAAAUGUGAAGAAUGUGGCAUGAACGUCCAUCACAAAUGUCAAAAGAAAGUGGCAAACCUGUGUGGUAUCAACCAGAAGCUCUUGGCAGAGGCUCUGUCCCAAGUCAGCCAGAAAUCCAUGAGGAAAUCGGACGGUUCCAAUUCAGAAGACAUUGGGAUCUACCAGGACUUCAAUAAAAGUCCAGGAGCAGACUCCAGUGGCACUGAGCAGCUGUGGGACAGAAGUGGCCCUGCUCCUGCUCCUCCCUCCAACAUCAUCCAUCAGACACGGCUCACCAUGAGCAACUUUGUUUUCCACAAAGUGCUGGGCAAGGGCAGCUUUGGCAAGGUCCUGCUGGCUGAACUUAAGGGACGAGGAGAGUACUUUGCUGUGAAAGCUCUGAAGAAAGAUGUGGUUUUGAUGGAUGAUGAUGUGGAGUGCACCAUGGUGGAGAAGAGAGUUUUAGCACUGGCCUGGGACAAUCCCUUCCUCACCCACCUCUACUCUACGUUCCAAACGAAGGAGCAUCUGUUUUUCGUGAUGGAGUACCUAAACGGAGGAGAUCUGAUGUUCCACAUACAGGAUAAGGGACGCUUUGACCUCUACAGAGCUACGUUCUAUUCUGCGGAGACCCUAGUUGGCCUACAGUUCCUGCACUCCAAGGGGAUCAUCUACCGGGACCUGAAGCUGGACAAUGUCAUGCUAGACAAGGAUGGACACAUAAAGAUCGCUGACUUUGGGAUGUGCAAGGAGAACGUGUUUGGAGAGGUCCGAGCCUCAACCUUCUGUGGAACCCCAGACUACAUUGCUCCAGAGAUCCUGUUGGGUCAGAAGUACACCUUCUCAGUAGACUGGUGGUCGUUCGGGGUGCUGGUAUACGAGAUGCUGAUUGGCCAGUCGCCGUUCCAGGGAGACGAUGAGGAUGAGCUCUUUGAGUCCAUCAGGAUGGACACACCCCACUACCCCCGCUGGAUCACCAAGGAAGCCAAGGACUUACUGGAGAAGCUGUUUGAGCGGGACCCUAGUCGCAGGUUGGGAGUUGUGGGAAACAUCCGUGGACAUUCCUUCUUCAAGACCCUCAACUGGCCUGCUCUGGAGCGACGGGAACUGGACCCCCCCUUCAAACCCAAAGUGAAAUCACCCAAUGACUGCAGCAACUUUGACCGAGAGUUCCUGAAUGAGAAACCCCGCCUCUCCCACGCAGAUAAGAACUUGUUAGACUCCAUGGACCAGACAGCCUUCGCAGGUUUCUCCUUCAUCAACCCCAAAAUGGAGCACUUACUGGACAAAUAACCACCCACACUGUAUUCCCUUCCCCCACGGCAGAUACUAAACAAUUCUAUUUGGUUUCCUAGUCGACAGUAGGCCCAUGCUCUUUUGUGCGCUCGUCUUACUUAUCUUAAUAAGUGAGAGCAGGAAAAUAGGACAAGAGAAUCGUUGAAUCGUAUGUUGUGUUGGGAUGCACCCUGUGUCUUUGCAGAGGUGGCCCAGUGUAAAUACUGUUAGAGAGGGGAGGAGGGCCAGGACAGGGAACACAGUGUGGAGGGUGUGUGCAUGUUUCACCAUUUGUAGGUUCCAAUCAGUAGUGGGGGAUUUCUUCUUGUGAUAAAUCCUUGAAUUAAUAUGAUCAAUUAAUGCACUGUAAUAUUUGAGAUUGUACAAGACACAGGCCUUGGCACGGAGCAUACAUGUUAAUGUUUAGUAAGCACACACAUACCUACACACACUCGCACACACACAUACCUACACACAAACAGCAUGGACAAUAUGAGUUGGUGUCAGUUUUUGAGUAUGUGUUGCAUGCUGGGAUAUCAAAAGGAGAUUUGGUUACACACACUGUGUGCUCCAACUACUGUAUCUGACUCUAGUCUUGAGAGGUGUGUGUGUUUGUCUGUGUGCGAGAGAGAGAAAAUCUCUAGUAGACAUCAGUCCCUAUAGACCAGUCACAUACAGUAUUGGAGCGUCUUCAGCAGGAUCACCUCAGAGUUAUGUAGGUGUUCCCUGUGAAAAAGGUCUUGAGUUUCACUGAGAUGGGUAAGGUAUGGAAUAAUAACUGCAUCUCAUGAGUCAGAAGCUCUAAACGAAGACACAUGGCAUGUAGGCUACUAGGAAACAAGGCAUUGUAAAGGUACUGUAUUGAUGUUUAAGGAUUUGUGUUAAUAUGUAUGUCAGAUAGGGUACUUCAGUAAUGUAUAAUUGGGUGUCAUGUUACUUGAAUGUUGUUAUUUUAACAAGGAUAUAAUGUUAUAGGAAAUUAUAUGUAUAUUGUUUAAACAGAUAAAAUAUUGGGGAGCUAUGUACUUUUUCUACUGUCUUGAUAUUUUACAUCUGAUUAUAAAUUUAAAAAAAUAAAAUAACUCCUAUACACUUACUUUUA
This is a messenger RNA of Hypomesus transpacificus, 3340 nucleotides long. RefSeq names its product protein kinase C delta type-like. The record is from RefSeq and is a predicted model, not a curated record. NCBI's taxonomy places the organism in Eukaryota, Metazoa, Chordata, Actinopteri, Osmeriformes, Osmeridae. Gene Ontology annotation, molecular function: diacylglycerol-dependent serine/threonine kinase activity; ATP binding. Gene Ontology annotation, biological process: protein phosphorylation. The transcript has 16 exons. Bases 202 to 2256 code for a protein of 684 amino acids.